Molecule: messenger RNA, 1308 nt
Organism: Musa acuminata subsp. malaccensis (wild Malaysian banana)
Lineage: Eukaryota; Viridiplantae; Streptophyta; Magnoliopsida; Zingiberales; Musaceae
Product: mitochondrial uncoupling protein 1
Biological process (GO): mitochondrial transmembrane transport
Molecular function (GO): oxidative phosphorylation uncoupler activity
Source: RefSeq, a predicted model, not a curated record
UUCGGGCGCCAAUGCCACUCUUUUAUUGGUGUAUCGUCUAUUUCCAACACAUUUCUCCUUCCUAUUUUGUUAUCCCCCCUUAACAACCCUCCCCGGUCUUUCAUCCCGGAGCUCCAUCCUACCGCCUCCCCCCAGAUCGCAGUGAGCCUGCAGUGGCCAUGGCCGAUCACCGCACCAAGACGGAGAUCUCCUUCGCCGGAAGGUUCGCCAGCAGCGCCAUCGCCGCCUGCUUCGCUGAGCUGUGCACGAUCCCUCUUGACACUGCAAAAGUGAGGCUUCAGCUGCAGAAGAAAGCAGCUACAGAUGCCAUGGCCAUGCCAAAGUACAGAGGAAUGCUAGGAACUGUUGCAACCAUCGCAAGGGAGGAAGGAAUGACAGCACUUUGGAAAGGCAUCGUGCCUGGUUUGCAUCGCCAAUGUCUUUUUGGAGGUUUGCGGAUUGGGUUGUAUGAGCCGGUAAAGUCCUUCUAUGUUGGUGAAAAUUUUGUGGGAGAUAUUCCUUUGUCCAAGAAAAUUCUCGCUGGUCUUACAACUGGUGCCUUGGCGAUUACUGUGGCAAAUCCAACUGAUCUAGUGAAAGUACGACUUCAAGCGGAAGGGAAGCUUCCACCUGGUGUACCAAGACGGUAUUCAGGAGCAUUGAAUGCUUACUCCACAAUAGUCAGACAGGAAGGACUUGGGGCUCUCUGGACUGGUCUUGGUCCUAAUGUUGCACGUAACGCAAUUAUAAAUGCUGCUGAGUUGGCUAGUUACGAUGAAGUCAAACAGACAAUUCUGAAAAUCCCUGGAUUCACAGAUAAUGUUUUUACUCAUCUUUUGUCUGGUCUGGGUGCUGGUUUUUUUGCUGUUUGUAUUGGUUCUCCUGUUGAUGUGGUGAAGUCAAGAAUGAUGGGAGAUUCAGCCUACAAAAGCACACUUGAUUGUUUUGUGAAGACAAUGAAAAAUGAAGGGCCUUUAGCUUUUUACAAAGGUUUCCUUCCAAAUUUUGGUCGACUCGGAUCAUGGAAUGUGAUCAUGUUCUUGACAUUGGAGCAGGUCAAAAAGUUAUUUGCAAGAGAAGUGCCAGUUUAAAUUUUUUGCCUACUCUCCUAUUUCUGGUGAGUUAAAUAAGGCUUUUUCUUGAGGCAACUUUGUAAAUUAAUGGGGGUAUUGAAGAAACUUCAUGGUCUUCCUAGAUGCUCCAUCAGUAUGCAAAAUGACCCUUGAAUUAAUACAUCUUCCUACGGGGAACAAUAAUUUCAGCAACUUUAGCUGCUUAUUUAUUUAUUUCUAAUGAAACGAGUUCCUGUGCCACAUCAUUUAUUGCUUU